AUGAGCAAAGAACUCGCCUGCGUCUACGCUGCCUUAAUCUUACACGAUGGAGACAAAGAAAUCACUGCAGAUGCUCUCCAAAAAAUCAUCGAUGCAUCAGGUCUACAAACUGAUAAAUUCUGGGUUCAGAUGUAA
Messenger RNA from Trichomonas vaginalis G3, 135 nucleotides. Its product is annotated as translational elongation. Gene Ontology annotation, molecular function: protein kinase activator activity; ribonucleoprotein complex binding; structural constituent of ribosome. Gene Ontology annotation, biological process: cytoplasmic translation. NCBI's taxonomy places the organism in Eukaryota, Parabasalia, Trichomonadida, Trichomonadidae. The transcript has a single exon. Bases 1 to 135 code for a protein of 44 amino acids. The record is from RefSeq and is a predicted model, not a curated record. Gene Ontology annotation, cellular component: cytosolic large ribosomal subunit.